Messenger RNA from Postia placenta MAD-698-R-SB12, 1937 nucleotides. RefSeq lists its product as hypothetical. The coding region runs from base 252 to 1937 and encodes 561 amino acids. The record is from RefSeq and is a predicted model, not a curated record. The transcript has 5 exons. Lineage: Eukaryota; Fungi; Basidiomycota; Agaricomycetes; Polyporales; Adustoporiaceae.
UCUUGAGAUUCAGCCGAUUCCUUCGCCAGUGAUUCAGCAAGAUCCUGACAUCGUGGAGUAUAAUAGCACGGCUGCACCAAUUCACUGCAUACUGGCGUGUCCAUCGCACUAGGAUUAUUGUGCCUGUUUCUAGGGCAAGCGGAAAAGAGAGUUCAAGAGGGCCACGCUGGAACAGACAUAGCGCUGCGGGCACAUGAGUGCAAGUGAGUGAAAUUGCUCGAGCAACCGUAUGGGCCAUUGUACCGACAGUCAUGGCGUCUUCACUGCUCGACCGACUCUCCAUAAAACCUGCGGCUCUGUCUCUGCUCAAUCGCCUGGGGCACGCUGCUGCGUCUCCUGUCUCUGCGGAGGACGCUGAUUCUGCAUCCACGUCCAUUACAGAAACCGACAUGGGACCCAGCCCCACGCUCUUAGGUGUCCCGCUCGAGCCGGUCGUCGAGAACGGAUCAUUACACGAUAUCUCGUCGAGCCCAGAGACACUGGUGCCCCGCACAUUUGAAGACGAAGGCGACACAGUACAGUUCUCCCCUGUCUCCGAGACCGCAGUCGAGAACUUCCUGGCUAGCGUGCUGGAUCCCAAUCUCGUCGAUACGCACAACCACCACGCGGUCUCUUCUGGUCCUGAGCAGUCGGAAUCAUCAGAAGCUCCGCGGGACGCAUCGUCUGCUUCGACCUCUUCGUACGUGCUGGAGGAAUGCCGGCGACUGCUGGUCCCGCAGGUCAUACGCAACGCGCAGUGCCGGGAUCCUCACGUAGAUUACGAGGUGUUAGCGGCGCGCGUCCAGGAGCUGGCUACAGACGAGUGGUGCAAGGAAAUGGUAGGCCAUGCUAAAAGGGUCGUCUCGGAGAUGCAAAGUCGCGGGAUUGUGCACGGUAACGACAAUACGCAACACGUGGAAGCGGCCGGCACUGGCGGCGGAGGCGGGAGUCGGGCUGGCGUCAAGAGAGUGCGCAUAGAGGACGAAGCGAAUGAGCCGCAUGUGCGCGGGAGCAAGAUCCCUCGAACCGACGGCCAACUCGACGCCGCCGCUGGUCGCGGACGCUCACGAGACGAGACUGAAAUUGGCGGAGCUGCUCAGUCAGAUGCUCUAUUCACUCUAGAUUCUGCGAUCCGCAUCGUCAAAGAUUGUCUGGCUCCAGAUGAGACUCCGGCGAGUGGUCAGCCUCAUCGCCCUUUGUCUGCGGCACCCCAGAGCAUGCCGGACACUCCUCUUCACGCACCUGCGAGCGGAUAUUCGUCUCAGAGUGGACUGUCAGCAGCUGACAUUGAUAAAGAAGCGCCCUCAAUUGCUACACUUGAACCCAGAGCCUCAUCCGAAGACCAGUUGGCUGAUAGCCCUCCGUUGAACCGCGUCCCCGGUCUAUGGGCCAUGACAGUGGGCAGCAAGAUACCCGAUAUUAGCAUGAUACCAUUCAUUGUCGAAGAUGAUACCGCUUCUGCGGCCCAUCGAUGGGCGCAUAGGGAUAUAGGCUUCGACGAUACCGAUACUCAUAUAUCGGUGCACCUUCUCUGCCUCCCGACGGCCACUGUCGCUGAAGUGAACCGGAGCUUGGAUCCUGCUGCGUCGCCGGCGGAAGUUGCUGCAGCGUUAUGGAGGAUUCCGACGUCAUGGCCGGCCAAAGGGACGCUCGUCAUAGAGGCGAAUCCAGGACAUUCAGUGUCCUCUCAUGCCUUCCUCCCAAGUGUUCUGGGCGAAAUUAACGGGCCCCUCGACAUCACGGCCCAUAUACACGCAGGCGAAAACGUCCUUCGCUUGAUUCAGCUGCGCGACACGUCGGAUCAUGUACGCCAGAUCUCGGCAAUGGCUGCAAUUUCUCAACAGGGUGAUUUCCACCUCGGAGAGCAGAUCAUGGCCGCAACUUCCGGCUUCGAUUUCGGCUGCAAUGGCUAUGUGACCCUACAACAGACAUUUUACUCUCGUUGUCAUCCUUUGUAG